AACGGUUACACCUCCCCAUCCGCAGCUGAUUUAUCGAUACUCGAUGACAGCCUUUUGGGGCUUAGUUGAAAACACAGGACUUUCGUAUUAGUUAUGUGUUCCUGAAACAGGGAAUCUGCAGUCACCACACAACUAGCGCAUUGCAUGCGACCCCCGAAGAGCAGGAGAUUCCCGCAGCAGCAGCAGCAGGAGCAGGUCUAGCAAUUUGCAUCGCUAGCCGCCUACGGCGACGUCAACAAUAUUGAUAGAGUGGCAAUUGGUCUUGGGACUCCACAUUCGCCAUGAGCUGGUUUGAAAAGGCCAAAACAGUGCUGAUUGAGGCGCUGGAUAUCCAGGACGACGACAGCAAGGUGCCAGAGAAGGACUCACCGGUGGCAGGAUCUUCGGGGGAUGGCGGAGCAGUUGUGGUCGGGAGCACCGCAUCCGCGGAGACGCCACUGGGCGGUUCUGCAGCCACACCCGCAUCGGACACGCCCACGUUCUUCGACAAUCCACAUGCCAACGAAAUGGUCACCAUUCCGCCCACACCCACUUCAGUGCCGAGCAGCACCGCCUUCGGCAAGCGGCAGUCGGCCACCUCAGACUCGGUGGAUUUGCUUUCGUCGCCGACAUCGCCCAUUUCGCCCAGCGGCGAUGAGCCGUCGGUGGCUAAGCGCCUGUCCGAGUCCUCGCUGGAACUGAUCACGGCCACAACGGCCAGCGAAAUGGAGAUGUCUCCGGACACGGAGCCCUCUUUGCCGGACAGUAUUGUGAUCAUAGCCAGCAACGAUACCUCGGAUAACGCCGAGGGCGAUGGCGAGGACGACGACGACGAGGGCACAAAGCUGGAGCGGCACAUAGAGGAUCAUCUAAAUGACUCCACGAAAACCAUGAAGGCCUUGGUCCUAAGUGACACCCAGGCAACUGGAAAUGCCGACUCCGAUUCCACCCAGAGUUUCGAGGACAUCCAGCUGCAGAUGAGCCACAAGGGCAAGACGCCCACCCCCGCCAAGACGGAGGUGGUGGACCAGAGCUACUCGUCCACCUCCUCGGACAUCGAGAUCAUCUCGAAUCCGAACGGCGACUCCAGCACCAAUAGCACCACAACGCGCACCAGUCCACAGAAGUUCAAGGAGCUGGCGUGCGGCAAGGCGGGCCCAAAGGAUAAGGGCCACAAUCGCGAGCCCUCGGAGAUUUCGCUGCUCUCGGAGGACUCGCAGUCGGAGCUGGACAAGCUGGUGCAGCGCAUCAGCGAACUGAACCAGGUGAUCGAGGCGCGGGAGCAGCGCCUGCUGCAGUCGGAGCGCCAGAAUGCCGAGCUGCUGGAGCGAAACCAGGAGCUGCGCGCCCGCGUCGAGGCGGCGGCCAAUAGCGCCAACAGUCCGGAUGCGGCGGAUGCCGUCCAACGGCUCUCAGCGCUGGAGAAGAAGUUCCAGGCCAGCAUUCGCGAGCGCGACGCCCUGCGCAUCCAAAUGAAGAGCCUGCGCGACGAGCUGCAGAACAAGAUACCCAAGGAUGAGCUGGCCGAGUGCAACGAGAUGAUCGCCGGCCUGCAGUCCGAGGGCGAGAAGCUGUCCAAGGAGAUCCUGCAGCAGUCGACGAUCAUCAAGAAGCUGCGCGCCAAGGAGAAGACCUCGGACACGCUGCUGAAGAAGAACGGCGAGCAGAUAUCGCUGCUGUCCAGUGAAUCGGAGCGCCUGAAGAAGUCCCUGGCGGCCAAAGAGGAGAUGGAGCGCACCCAGAUUGAGGCCGUCUGCCGGAUGACGGCCGAGAAGAAGCGGGUGGACGAGGAGAACGCCGAGAACCGCAGUCGCAUUGAGGAUCUGCAAUCCCGGCUGGCUGCCCUGCAGGCCAGCUUCGACGGCCUCAAGGGCGAUCUGCAGAAGCGCACGCGCCACGAGCAGGACAGCCUGCGCGCCGAGCAGCAGGAGUACGUGCAGCAGGUGUCCGAUCUGCGCGAGAAACUGCGCCUGGCCGAGCACAGUCUGGCCAGGAAGGAGCAGCAGAUGCGGGAGGAGAACCGCCAGCUAAUGCGUCGCCUGGAGGCCGCCGAGCUGCGUGCGGAGAGCUCCACGCAGGAGUUGGGCGCCACCACCACGCCGCUGAUACGACAGAUCGAGUCGCUGCAGCGCACCCUGGACCAGCGAUCCGCCGGCUGGAAUCGCGAGGAGCAGCAGCUGUUGCAGAAGCUGGACGACUCGCAGCUGCAGCUGCGCUCGCUGCAGCAAUUCGAGUCCGUUCAGGGGGAGAAGCAGGAUCUGCUGCGCACCCGCUGCGGCCUGCUCGAGGAGAAGCUGUCGAGUGCGCUGAUGGAGGCGGAAGCCGCCAAGAUGGCCCUGCGCCAACUCGACCUGGACGUGGCCAGCAAGGAGAGCGAGCACCAGAGACAACUCAACCUGCUCCAGGAGGAGAUCAGGCAGCAACAGGAGCAGAUCGCCAGGCUGGAGCAGCGGUGCCAGCAGCAGAGCGCCGAGAACGAGCUCAGCAAACAGCAGCAUAGCCUGCUGACCGUGGAGGCGGUGAAGGCAGCGAGCAGCGAGUUGCAGCCACAACUGUCGAAGUCGCAGGCUCCCCUGCGCUCCUCGCCGCCGCUCAGCCUGGCGGACGACAGUGGCUCCAACGAGGAGGCCCUGGGCGGCAUAAUUGACUGGCAGGCGGACGACCUCGAUUGUGCUUCCAACUCGGGCCGCCAGCCGUCGGGAAUCAUCCAGGGCGUGCACCUGAGCUUCCUGGCGGCCAACACCAGCACCUUGGAGCACCUACAGGCGCUGCUGAAGCAACGCGACGGCGAGCUGACCCACCUGCAGUGGGAACUGUCGCGUUUGCAGGCGGAGCGAAGCGUGCUCGAUGCGGAGAUAUCCAACCUGACCAUUGAACUGGAAACGAUGAAGGAGAAACUGCAGGUGUACGAGGUGAUGGAGAAGGGGUACGAGGACCUGCAGCAUCGCUACGACGCCCUGCUGCAAAUGUACGGCGAGAAGGUGGAGCGCACCGAAGAACUGGAACUCGACCUGACCGAGCUGAAGGCGGCCUACAAGCUGCAAAUCGACGAACUGCUCGCCGCUCCGCCGCCCAAUCUGCAACGACCGCCGACGCAGACAUGAUUGCCGGAGCGCAGGAUUGUCUCCCUGCCCGAGUUGCCUUGUCUGCGGCGAACGUGGCCAUCGUAACGCUUCCCAUUCCUCCCAGUUGCAAUGUAUUAUGCUUUAUAUACUUAUCGAUUAGCCAAGCGAUUCGGGGAACUCACCUUCCCACAUCCUGCGAAAAAGCAACAUCCACCACACACACAACAUGUACAUGCGAGUAUAUAUCUUUGGUUUGCGUACGUUGACAUCUUCUAGUUAUAUUAUGAAUUGAUCGAUUGUGAUAAUUUAAUUUAUACUUAUAUAUACAACAAGUUAUCGUCUAUGACUAUGUACAAAACUGUUUCUGUUCCGAGCAGUUUGCCAGGCGCCUGCAGCAGCCUCUUGCAAAUAAAUCAAAUAUCAUUUAAUACAGAAUAA
This is a messenger RNA of Drosophila ficusphila, 3482 nucleotides long. It is a transcript of the gene Tmf, whose product is annotated as TATA element modulatory factor. The coding region runs from base 282 to 3083 and encodes 933 amino acids. The record is from RefSeq and is a predicted model, not a curated record. The transcript is spliced from 5 exons. Gene Ontology annotation, cellular component: Golgi apparatus; endoplasmic reticulum. Lineage: Eukaryota; Metazoa; Arthropoda; Insecta; Diptera; Drosophilidae.